UUAGUGCAUCUGCCAACCGAGAAGAUAGACCUCAACGACUUCCUCUUCCAUCGACAUGGCCCGACCGUUACCAUUCCCCGCAGCAGUUGUGGAGAGAGACGGCAGGUUGUCGCCCACUUCCUCCUGCACUGCACUAAAUCCAAGGACCCCCCGAACCGCAUCAUUGCCCAUCUAUCCAGACGACAAAGCCUUGGGACGAUUCUAAGC
Messenger RNA from Bipolaris maydis ATCC 48331, 207 nucleotides. The record is from RefSeq and is a predicted model, not a curated record. NCBI's taxonomy places the organism in Eukaryota, Fungi, Ascomycota, Dothideomycetes, Pleosporales, Pleosporaceae.